This is a messenger RNA of Drosophila hydei, 1338 nucleotides long. RefSeq lists its product as uncharacterized. Lineage: Eukaryota; Metazoa; Arthropoda; Insecta; Diptera; Drosophilidae. Gene Ontology annotation, molecular function: protein binding. The transcript has 4 exons. The record is from RefSeq and is a predicted model, not a curated record. The coding region runs from base 232 to 1323 and encodes 363 amino acids. Gene Ontology annotation, cellular component: P-body; cytosol. Gene Ontology annotation, biological process: neurogenesis.
AUACAAAUGUUAAUAAGUAAAAUCAUUUUUAUAGGUGCAGGUGGGUUCUUAAUUUAAUAUUGAAUUCUACAACGGCAACAGAAAACAGCACACAGCUGAUUAAGCAGAGUGACCGUAUUCUGUAAAAAUUCGCAGUUCUCCCCUAGUCGUUUUGCAACACUAACUACAUUUUGCAUUGACGCCGCAAUUUUUACCCGUGCAAACCGCUCCUUGGCCAACUAAAUUACUAAAAUGCAGAAUGCGGGCUCAAACUGGCAGGAUCUCCGACCUAGAGAACGCAUGGAAUAUUUGCUGAAGACCGGCCACUUGUCGGAUUGCAGUUUUGUUGUCUAUGAUAACGAUGGCAAAAAGGUGAUUUUAAAAUAUCACAAAUUUGUGCUUAUGAGUGUUUCGCCAGUUUUCGAGCGCAUGUUUGAGGGCGACUUCGAGGAGGCAAAGAUACCCGAUAAUAUUGUCCUUGACGAUGUGUCGGGCAAUGAUUUCAAGAAAUUUAUGGAAUAUUUGUACUGGCACGAUAAUCGUCGACUAGACACAUAUGAUCUGCAGACACUGCAAACGUUGAUUUAUCUAAGCAAAAAGUUCAUGGUAACAUUUUUUACCAACAAUUGCUUGAAUGUGAUCAAACGUCGACUGUCCAGUGGUUUAGAAGCGGAUGUGACAAUUGAUUUAUUCGAGUACAGCCACCAGCUUGAAGACGAAGAACUAGUCACUAACAUUAGAUCUAAAUUUCGUUUUAAUCCAGAUGCCUACAUCAACGCGGCAGCAGUUUUUGAUCUUAGCUCGGAGGUCUUUUUAAAAUUUAUCGAGGAAUUUAAUGAUAUUGUUGGGGAUAAGCUACGUUUUAGUGUAAUAGAUCGUUAUUGCAAAAUACAUGGUCUAGUGGAAAGCUCAGAACAAUUUUCACAAAAUACUUCAAUCGUUGAUAGUGAUCACGAUGAUGAAUGUGGAGAUUAUUCACCAGUCAUCAAAAAAGUUAAGGCCUUAGUAGAGGCACCAAAAACAGAUAUUAAAAAUGCGGAAGAAACGGAACGAGAUAUAGAGAAUGAAUCAUUCAAGAAAGAUGAAAAUGAAAACGAUACGGAAAAGAGUACAGAUCCAAAUACAGAGCAAAUUACAAAAGAACAAAACGAUGAAAAAGAGCAGAAGAAAAAAGAAGAGUAUAUUAGUAACCUAUUAAAAUCUAUUAAAUUUACCUCGAUGACAGCGUAUGAUUUUUGUGCUGGCCCAGGAACGUCUAAUUUACUCACAAUUGAAAAGAAAUAUGAAGUGCUGUCGUCCAUCUGCAUUGCCGAAUACAAAAUGCAUUUGUUAUCAUCUUUUUAGUCAAUAAUGUUUUCA